AGGAGAGAAGAUAGGUAAAUUCGUCAACCAACUAAAAAACCCUUUUUUUAUGUAAAUAACCAAAACAUGAUCUCUUCUUCCAUCACUACUCUAUUGGAUUUUGGUGAGAGAAGCAGAAAAUGCCAUACAAACACUCUUGAGGACAUGGGUGCACUAUCAACCCCUACUCAAAGCCUCAGAGCAACACCAUCUACAACAAUAUCUAACUCCAUUUACAAGAAACCCUUUGCAGAUUGCAGUAUUUUGUCAUCAAAACAUAAUUCAUUUCUCAGAGGCCAAUUUCAUACUAGACUCUUUCUUGGAUUCAAUUCAGUUCGUAAUCUUAGAAAUCGUGCAGGUGUUAUUGUUUCACCAAGUUGUGUCCUUCCGCUGACUGAAGAGAAUGUUGAGAAGGUGUUGGAUGAAGUGCGGCCAGGCCUAAUGGCGGAUGGUGGUAAUGUGGUUCUACAUGAAAUUGACGGUCUUGUUGUGGUACUAAAGUUACAAGGAGCAUGUGGGUCUUGUCCAAGUUCAACUAUGACACUCAAGAUGGGAAUUGAAACUCGUCUUCGAGAUAAAAUCCCUGAAAUAAUGGACGUGGAGCAGAUCCUCGACACCGAGACUGGCCUUGAGUUAAAUGACGAGAACGUUGAAAAGGUUCUAUCUGAGAUAAGACCCUACCUUGCUGGCACAGGAGGAGGAAUACUCGAGCUGGUUCAAAUUGAUGACUAUGUUGUCAAAGUGCGUUUAAGUGGGCCUGCAGCCGGGGUUAUGACAGUGCGUGUCGCUCUAACACAGAAAUUGAGAGAAAAAAUACCAGCCAUUGGAGCUGUCCAACUGAUGGAUUAAUGGAACAACAGACAAACUAUACUUUACUCUCUGUAAAGUGAUUUCAUAGAAAAUUUUCACACCUUUUUUUUCUUUUGUUUUUUCCGUCACGGCACAACUUGUAUUCAAGGCAUCAAAUGUUCAUCCGGAUGACAUUGAGUUUGCUAUCUGGGAGAUGGCAUAGAUUACGCUCAUCACUUAAGAAAUGCAAGUAAUUAGUUGAAACUUGGUGGUAUAUAAAGCAAGGUCAUGAUAAUCCAUGUUCAUUUGUUUGUUGCAA
Messenger RNA from Camellia sinensis, 1087 nucleotides. It is a transcript of the gene NFU3, whose product is annotated as NFU domain protein 3. The record is from RefSeq and is a predicted model, not a curated record. Gene Ontology annotation, cellular component: mitochondrion; chloroplast stroma. Lineage: Eukaryota; Viridiplantae; Streptophyta; Magnoliopsida; Ericales; Theaceae. Gene Ontology annotation, biological process: iron-sulfur cluster assembly. Gene Ontology annotation, molecular function: iron-sulfur cluster binding; iron ion binding.